Molecule: messenger RNA, 651 nt
Organism: Cynara cardunculus var. scolymus (artichoke)
Lineage: Eukaryota; Viridiplantae; Streptophyta; Magnoliopsida; Asterales; Asteraceae
Product: putative germin-like protein 2-1
Exons: 2
Coding region: 4-651 (215 amino acids)
Cellular component (GO): cell wall
Molecular function (GO): manganese ion binding
Source: RefSeq, a predicted model, not a curated record
ACGAUGACAUCUCGUUUGCUUUUAUUCGUUCUCCUCGUGGCAAGUUGUUCGCUUGCGAUGGCUGCAGACCCAAGUCCUCUCCAGGAUUUUUGUGUUGCUGAUCCAAAUGAACAUUUGUUCGUCAAUGGUGAGUUCUGCAAAGAUCCGGCUCUUGUGGUAGCAGAUGAUUUCUUUUUCAGUGGACUGGACGUUAUGGGAGAUACAAAUAAUGCAGUUGGGUCUAACGUGACCGCUGUGACUGUAGUACAGUUACCAGGACUCAACACUCUUGGAAUUUCAUUGGCUCGCAUUGACUUUGCUCCGGGGGGUAUUAACCCUCCCCACACACACCCUAGGGCCAGUGAAAUCUUGACGGUCAUAGAAGGCACUCUUGAAGUUGGUUUUGUCACAUCUAACCCUGAAAACCGUCUUAUCGCUAGAAAGCUUCAAAGGGGUGAUGUUUUCGUCUUCCCACAAGGUCUGAUUCACUUCCAAAGCAACAUCGGAGAUUGUAAUGCCGUUGCUAUUGCAGGUUUGGGCAGCCAAAACCCAGGUGUCAUUACCAUUGCGAAUGCAGUGUUCGGCUCUAACCCCGAUAUCGAUGAGAAUAUUCUUGCAAGGGCUUUCCAGGUGGGCGUGGACGUUGUUCGUCAAAUUCAAGCAAACUUCUAG